AUGGCUGCCCCCAUGUACCAGUCGCUUCACAUGGGACUCUAGUCCUGUGGGUGUCUUUAGGGUACCGUGGCCGUUAGACGCCAGCGACUUUGGACUCUCCUCCUUCCACUUUCCUCCUCCCCGUGGGACCCUCGUGGCGCCUCGUUUCGGUUGCGGCGAUGCCGGAGGUGAUGUGGACUCCGGAGCUGGCCCUUCUGAGGGGCUUCCCCACGGAGGCGGAGCGGCUGUUAUGGAAGCAGGAGGGCAUCUCUGGCUCAGAUAUUGAAGUUUUCUUAGACAUGCUCUUGGAAGGGAGCUAUGAGGCCAUGUUCUUACAUUCAGUGACACAAAAUAUUUUAAAUUCAACAAUGAUGACUGAAGAAAAGAUUGACAGCUACCUGGAGAAGCAGAUAGUAAAUUUCCUGGAUUGCUCUACAGAUUUGGAAGAAAUUGAAAGACAGCAGCUGGUGUUCCUGCUUGGUGUGGGCAGCUUGCAGCUGUUUGUUCAGAGUAACUGGACUGGACCUCCUGUGGACUUGCACCCUCAGGACUUCUUGCCAUCUGUUCUUCUUGAGCAGUACAGUGAAGUCAAAGGACUAGAUGCUGCUAUUACUGGUCUACUCAUUCUAGAUGGCGAAUCAGUCUACAGCCUGACUUCAAAGCCCAUACUGCUGUUACUAGCACGCAUUAUCCUGGUGACCAUCAGACAUAAGCUAACAGCUCUGCAGAGCUUGCCGUGGUGGACUUUGAGAUGUGUGAAUAUUCACCAACAGCUGCUUGAGGAGCGCUCGCCUCAACUUUUUGCUCUUGCUGGAAAUUGUAUUGAUCAAGUGAUGAAACUAGAGAAUUUAUUUGAAGGUGAUUCAGGUCGACUUUUGGCUAUUCGAUUCCAUCUGGAAUGCGCACAUGUAUUUCUAUAUUAUUAUGAAUAUAAAGAAGCAAAAGACCGGUUCAGUACUGCUAAAGACAUCAGCAAGUUACGGAUUGACCUGACAGGUGCUUUGGGAAAAAGGACACGAUUCCAGGAAAAUUAUGUGGCUCAGCUGAUUCUAGAUGUCAGGAGAGAAGAGGAUGUCCCUGCCAGCCCUGAGUUCAGCCUGGCACCUACCCCCCAGGAGUAUUUAACCAAGAAUCUGGAGCUCAACGAUGAUACUGUUCUGAAUGAAGUAAAGUUAGCAGAGAGUGAACAGCUCCGGGUACCUGACCUGUGUGCAGAGGAGCUUGCUCUUAUCCUCGGAGUCUGCAUGAAUUUCCAGAAGAACAACCCAGUUCAUAAGCUGACAGAGGAGGAGCUGCUGGCCUUCACAUCAUGUUUACUUUCACAACCGAAGUUCUGGGCCGUUCAAACGUCAGCCUUGAUCCUCCGUACAAAACUUGAGAGAGGAAGCACACGGCGAGUGGAGCGCGCGAUGAGGCAGACGCAGGCUCUUGCAGACCAAUUUGAAGAUAAAACUACAUCUGUACGGGAACGUCUGAAGAUUUUCUAUUGUUGUCAAGUGCCCCCUCACUGGGCUGUUCAGCGCCAGCUUGCAGGUCUGCUCUUUGAGUUGGGAUGCACCACUUCUGCGCUUCAGAUAUUUGAGAAGCUGGAGAUGUGGGAAGACGUGGUCAUCUGUUAUGAAAGGGCUGGGCAGCAUGGGAAGGCAGAAGAAGUCCUUAGGCGAGAACUGGAGAAAAAGGAAACGCCAAGUUUGUACUGCUUGCUUGGAGAUGUCCUGCAAGACCACUCCUGCUACGACAAGGCCUGGGAACUGUCACGACACCGCAGUGCGCGUGCCCAGCGCUCCAAAGCCCUCCUCCAUCUUCGGAACAAGGAGUUUCGGGAAUGUGUGGAGUGCUUUGAACGCUCAGUCAAGAUUAAUCCCAUGCAGCUUGGGGUUUGGUUUUCUCUAGGCUGCGCCUACUUGGCCUUGGAAGACUAUGGGGGCUCAGCGAAGGCAUUUCAGCGUUGUGUAACCCUAGAGCCUGAUAAUGCCGAGGCUUGGAACAAUUUAUCUACUUCCUAUAUUCGAUUAAAACAAAAAGUCAAAGCUUUCAGAACGUUACAAGAAGCUCUCAAGUGUAACUACGAACACUGGCAAAUCUGGGAAAACUACAUCCUCACCAGCACUGAUGUUGGGGAGUUUUCGGAAGCCAUUAAAGCUUACCACCGGCUCCUGGACUUACGGGACAAAUACAAAGAUGUUCAGGUCCUUAAAAUUCUGGUCAGGGCAGUGGUUAAUGGUAUGACUGACCGAAGUGGAGACGUCGCCUCCAGCCUCAAAGGCAAGCUGCAAGAGUUGUUUGGCAGAGUAACUUCAAGAGUGACCAGUGAUGGAGAAAUCUGGAGACUUUAUGCCCAAGUUCAUGGAAAUGGGCAGAGUGAAAAGCCUGAUGAGAACGAGAAGGCAUUCCAGUGUCUCUCAAAGGCGUACAAGUGUGACACACAGUCCAGUUGUUGGGAGAAAGAUGUUACAGCAUUUAAGGAAGUUGUUCAAAGAGCCAUAGGACUCGCACAUGUGGCUAUAAAAUGCAGUGAGAACAAAUCCAGUCCUCAGGAAGCUGUACAAGUACUUUCUUCAGCACGGCUUAAUUUCCGUGGCUUGUUAUCCAAAGCAAAGCAAAAUUUUAUAGAUGUGGCAAGUGGAGAAGUCUCUGGAGAACUAGCCAAUGAAAUAGCAGCUAUGAAUGCUCUGGAGGCAGAGCUGCAAGACCUAAGCAACCAGCUUCGAAACCGGUACUGACUGUGACAGAAGCAGUUUGUGGCAAAGGCACUUUUGCCUUCUCGAAUUCUUCCAGUACCCAUGUAUCUGAAACACAGGAUACUGAUUUUUAAAAUAAAAUUAUUUGCUGGCAAACAUA
Psammomys obesus (fat sand rat) is the source of this 2820-nucleotide messenger RNA. RefSeq names its product tetratricopeptide repeat domain 27 (gene Ttc27). Gene Ontology annotation, molecular function: protein binding. Lineage: Eukaryota; Metazoa; Chordata; Mammalia; Rodentia; Muridae. The record is from RefSeq and is a predicted model, not a curated record. The coding region runs from base 159 to 2702 and encodes 847 amino acids. The transcript is spliced from 20 exons.